GUUCUGUGGUCGUUGGCGAGGGAUGCGUUGAUCUCAUCUUCGCCAUUGAUUGCUCUAAAAGCAUAUCUGAACAUAACUUCAACUUGAGUCUUGCAUUUGCUGCUCGAUCUGUCGCGAUGUUUGACAUCUCAGCGGGUCAGGCCAGAGUGGCUUUGCUGACUUACGAUCACAAGAGACAUCGACACUUUAACUUGGGAGAAAGAAAAGACGACAGAAGAGACGGUUGAGGCCAUUCAAAGUGCCAGAUACUGUGGUGGCGCUACUGCAACUGGUCCGGUUUUGAAACACAUUCGCACAAAAAUCUUACCUCAGAGUAAAUCCGAUUGCAAAAGGGCGAUUUUCCUACUGACUGAUGGGAAGAACAAUUGGGCAGGGGAUCCUAGUGAUGAGGCGGAGCAGCUCAAGAACAUUAAUGGUACUGAAAUAUACACGAUCGCUUACGGAGAUAGCGAUUUGAACUGGGAUGUCCUGAGCCGUCUUGCUUCAAAGAAAGAGUACUUCUUUGCUGUCAGAGAACCAGUGAUUUUGAACGAACUUAUCAAGAAAUCAUUUACUUUAAAAUUGAAUUACUCUGAGCAGUGUGGUACAACCAGCGCUCCUGACUGCAGAGCACGCGUCUUUGGCGGUUGCCAUUCGUCCAGAUGAGCUUGGCCGUUUCUUGUCUCGAUCUACACUCGUCAAAAUGGAACUUGGAUAAUCACGUGUGGUGGAACAAUAAUAAAUGACUGCUGGAUUAUGUCCGCCGCUCACUGUCUUCAAAACGUACAAGGCGUAAACAAUGAUGACAUUCGAGUGGUAACCGGAGACUCUCAAAGGUACGUAGAUGAAGCGAUUGAAACAACGUACAAAGUUUGCGGCAUCAAAGUACACACGGGCUACAAUGGCAGUACAUUCGCCAACGACAUUAUGCUACUGAAGCUUUGCUGUAAAGUUGAGUUUUCAAACUUUGUCAGAAAAGGUUGUCUACCUCAGGCAGCAGACGGGAUCUACUACAGACCGGGCGCUCAGUGUGUUGUAGCAGGAUGGGGAGGUACGGUCCAAAAGAGCGAAAAUGAAGUCCUCAGUCUGAAACCAUCUACUAGUCUUAAACAAGCCAAUCUUCCUGUCGCCGACAUCGCAGUUUGUAAAAAUUCAACCAGAUAUCCAGUUGCGGAAACCUCGUUUUGUGCCGGUGACGGUACUGGACAGGCGGGAGCUUGCAGGGGAGACAGCGGUGGACCCAUCUUUUGCAUGAGGAAGGAUUCAGAUACUUACGUUGUUACUGGGAUUGUCAGCUGGGGUAGUGGAUGCGGUCUGGCAGGACAAUACGGAUUCUACACUGACGUCCGGAAGUUGAGGCAAUGAAUUGAAGACAACGUCGAGGAUUGCUCUAGUGAUCCUUGCCCAGAUUCAGGCGUGAACGUUGUUUAAUAAUGGAGUGUAUCGAGACAUUGCAAAUGCAAUCGUGUUUAUUGCAUGUUCUUCAUAUACUACAUGUAUCAGUAUGUAUGUAUUAAGACAAGAUGGACUUGCACGUAACAGUAGUGAUCUUUCAGUGAAGUGGUUGU
Messenger RNA from Corticium candelabrum, 1547 nucleotides. Its product is annotated as coagulation factor X-like. NCBI's taxonomy places the organism in Eukaryota, Metazoa, Porifera, Homoscleromorpha, Homosclerophorida, Plakinidae. The transcript has 2 exons. Gene Ontology annotation, molecular function: serine-type endopeptidase activity. Gene Ontology annotation, biological process: proteolysis. The coding region runs from base 736 to 1344 and encodes 202 amino acids. The record is from RefSeq and is a predicted model, not a curated record.